GCGGUGGACUGUUGCUGAAUGAAAAUAACAGAGGCCAUUUUGCGCACGGAGCCACGGCAUCAUUCAAUAAUAAUAAAAAGCGGAAACAGGAGGCAGGUUCAGUCCAUUUCGGGACAGACGGGAGUGUUUGAGAGCCGGCGGAGCGGUGUGAGAGCUGCGGGACCGCGGUGCGACUGGCGGCGUAGUCAAACACACAAAAACACAGCGGCAUGCGGUAACUACUUGUGUCGCCGCGUCGCCUCUUCCGUGGUGGUUUGUGUGUUGUGAGGGGGAAAAACGGGGACAGGACGACUUCACCGCAUUGCUAUCCGAGCCCUUGUGACCCCCGAGAGAGGGAGUUGUCUUUACUUAGCUGACCGACACCGGCGACAUCCAUGCGCGUCGAAAAACAGGUGUACGGUUUCAUCACACGGACGCCGCACUAGCUCGCGAGCCUCUGCUGCAGCUCGCGGUCUGUCUGCCCCGAGUUGAGUCAUUACACAUGGAAGAGGCUGAUUACCUGACAAUGUGCUGCGGGAUUAGUGGAGAGAGGCGACGGUCGUUUUAAAGGCAUUAAACGGGAUAAGACCUGGGAAUAAAGCCUGACCAGGAGGAGAGACUUAUCCUGAGCGGAGGGAAGAAGACGUAUAAACAAAUCAGAACAUAACAAGACAAAGCGUGAGGAAGAGGCAGUUGGGCUCGCAGCUCACCUAUACCUGACUCUUCCUAGCAAGUCUCCAGUCUUUUGGUUUUAUGACGGAAAGUGUGUCUCCCUGCUGCGUAUCAGUAAGAAGUGCUCUUCAAUAUGAAUACAGAUAGCGGAGGAUGCUCUCGCAAAAGCGUGGCCUUGUCACUCAUGCUCUCUCCCAUGAAGAGGGUCCAGAGCUCACCAAAUCUAGGCACAGGGAGUGAUUCUCACUCAUCAGACUUGGAUUCUUGGCGGUCACGCAGUGUAACAGAUGGCCUUAAGAAUGGAGACGCCAGCAGCUCUUCUCUCGCUGCCAAAGGCUUCCGCAGUGUCAGACCCAACCUGCAGGACAAAAAGUCACCAACACAGGGGCCUCCCUCCCCCGACCCCACAGCACGGCACUCCCCCUAUCGCUGCCACAGCUCAGAAUCACUCGACUACCUGCCUGGCCUAAUGCCCAAGGCGCUAUCACCCACCCCGUAUGUUCCUAGCGGAGCCGGUGCAGUCAGCAGGCCGAGCCUUCCCACAAUCAGCAGUGCGAGCAUCGGUGGCUGCGUGUCACCCUCGGCUUCCCCCGUGACGGUGUCAGCUCUCAGCCACUACUCGUCGUCCACGGCGGGUCUGCUGGACGAGCUGCAGAUCUGUAGCCUGGAUUCACCCGGCGCAUCACCCACGCCAUCGCCCACCCUCAGCCAUGUCUCUGCCUACACAUCCACUGCUGGCCCUGAUGAUGUGCUAACAACCUUUGCGGCCUCCACUGCUGCAGCAGCCACUGUCACUAACGGCCAGGUCCUCUCUCACGCUAUGAAUGGAAGUACUAGCCAUCCACAGAGGCCCCUCUCUCCUCCAUCCUAUCCUCCUCCACCCACCUCACUCCACACUGGGCUCCAGAGACAGAGCAGGAGUUCAGAGGGCAGUGAGUCAGUUACCAGAGAGUCUGUGGUGUCGGGCCACACCAGCGUCAGCAGCACUGUGCCCAUCGCCCGCUUCUCGGAAGAGGAGAAAAAGGUGUCCAUUAUUAAAGCACCUCAUUAUGAAGGCAUCGGCCCUGUGGACGACUCUGGCAUCCCCAUCGCCAUCCGCACGACGGUGGAUAGGCCUAAGGACUGGUACAAGACUAUGUUCAAACAGAUCCACAAGGUUCACAAAGCGGACGAUGACUAUUCUGACACAUACAAUGCAACAUACGCUGUCAUAAACAAUGAUGACUACAGCCUGCCACCCCACACCACCAUGGCUCACCCCGCUCCCCGGACACAUACGUACAGGCCACUCGCCAAAAGCCCCUCGGACAAUAGAGGGCAUCUGGGCCCUCGGGAGCCUUCGCCAUCCCCCGUUCCCCCACCACCUCCGCCAAUGCCAUCUCUCCUCCAGCUGAGGGCCAGAGACAGUGACCGUGAGAGAGACUCGCCUGACACGAAUGAAUGGGGUCCCCCCAACAGGAAAGUGGACACACGAAAGUACCGUGCAGAGCCUAAGAGUAUUUUUGAGUAUGAGCCUGGGAAAUCCUCCAUUUUGGAGCAUGAAAGACCAACCUAUGAUGACAUAGAUUUAGAGAACGAGCCUUGGUAUAAGUUCUUUUCCGAGCUGGAGUUUGGGCGGCCGCCUCCUAAAAAACGGCUGGAUUAUAAUCCAGACAUCUCCGCUCGCCAGCGCAUUGAGACAUCCCUGCACAUCGCUCCUGCUGACAAGGCUCCGGAGAGACCUGCGAGUGCUGCCAGCGACUACAGAAAGAGAAGGAAGUCUGAGCCGACGAGUUCCCAAGUGAAUGCUCAGUCUCAGAGCAGAGCUGCAACUUCCCCUAAACCAGUGGAUGCCUACAGACCCAGCAGCAGCCUCAAGAAGCCUGCGGUUCGUUCCUCACCAUCCUCACCCUCCAGAGCCAAAGGUGGGGACGCAUGCAACAUGUAUUCAAACAGUUUGACCUCCCCAGGUCCUCAUCAGCGCCCCUCUCUGCCCCCUGUCCCCUCUGACCCUGUCCAUUGCCAGGAGGAUGCCAGCCAGGAGGGCAGCUCCUCCUCCAAGCAGUCUGUCUGUUGUAAGAACAGUUGGCAGACAAAAUGCCAGGAUGCUGAGACAUGGAGCAGUGCUGAGGAGGUACCGCCCGUCCCUAGCAAGCUCAAGUCACGCAGCUGCGAUGACUUACUCAAUGAUGGGCACGCCGACUCGGGCGGGCGCAACGCAACACGCUCAGAAAGUGCUGGGUCGCUGGUUUGUGAUGGGAAUCCCUCAGGUUCGACCGGAUCCAUGUCCACUCACUCAUUGCCUCGCCUCCACCGCCGACGAGCGCACGAUUCACCGGGUUUUCUCCAGCUCUAUCGUAAGAUGCACCAGAUCGACCGAGCUCAGCUCAUCCCAUCUGAAGUCAUCCGCUCGGUGCGCGCUCGUAUCCUGGAACUAGAGCGCCAGCCUCACCUGCAUCGCCAUCGUCUCUCUCCUUGGGCACCUUCUUGGGGCGUUGAGGUGCCGCGCGAUAUGGUGCCAAACCGCAUUUCUGCAUAUGAGCGCCUUAUUCAGAAGUCCAAAUCCAUGCCCAACUUGGGUGACACUGAGGUGCCUUCAGGCACUACGACGCCAGGUGGCUCGUCAUCUCGAGCCAGCAGUGGUGGCGGUGGCACACCCAGUUUUCCAAAACGCCGUUUUUCCAUAGAAUCUUUACUAGAGGAAGACAAUAACGGCAAUAGUGCAGUAGUACCUCACACCAUGGAUCACUUGCAUCGACCUCGUAGCCCACCAGAGGGCCAGCCUCGUGUUGGGCCAGAGCCCGGCCGUGCACGGUCCUUUCCUGCCCCUCCUGUUCCCCAAGGCCCACAGGCCAACCCAGACUACUCUGACAGUGAACAAGAUGCUGUUGCGUCAGACCUCAGUGACUUCAUCCAGGUGGAGGGCUCCUCAUUUUGCAGUGAGAGUGACUUUGACCAUUGCUCACUAACUUCCUCUGAGAGCUUGUAUGGCUCUUCCACCCUUCACCACCACCACCACCUCCGUCAUCACCACCACCAUCACCACCACCAUCACCCUGCUCACCAAAGUAUAGGCCAGAGCCAGGGUUACCAACACCGCCACCUCAUCAGCUCCUGCAAAGGCCGCUGCCCGGCCUCCUAUACCCGCUUCACAACCAUGCUUCGCCAUGAGAGAGAACGAGCACGCCAGGAGCACCAGAGAUCUUCACAGCAGAGCCGCAGCAGCCAUUCACACAUCCAGAGCUCACAGUCCCAACAAGCGAUGUCCAAGCUGGCCUUCCUGGUCAGCCCAGUGCCUUUCCGCAGGAAAAAGGGCUCACCACCUACCUCUAGAAGAAGCAAUGGUGGCGGAGAUCGAGGUAGCAGACCCAAGUCCAAACAGGCCAUUUAUGAAGCACUAGAUGCAGCCUUGAGAGACAUUUAUGAGCACAUUCAAGCAGAGAGAGGCCACAGAGGGACUCGGGCGCCUGACGAUAGCAUCCUGAGAAGAAUACUGGCCGAACUGCUGCCAAAUGUGCCUGAACGAAGCUCCUCAUUGCGGGGGAGGAGGGGGUGUUGGCACGGGGGUCACUCCUCUGCAUCUUUGUACCCAGAUGGGAGCCCCACUGGGUAUGCCUCACACAGAGGGGAUCCCUCCACACCACGGCUACAGUCACCAAUCAGUGCCUGUUAUGGACGCCACUCAGACACCUCAAACAAUAAUGAAUAUGGAGAGGAGCAGGGCAAUGGGAAUGGUCUCUGUUAUUCAGACCAGGAUGUCUCCAGGUGUUAUUCCACCAUGGAUGGACGCCACACACCCCAGAGUAGAAGACCUACUCCUGACAGAGAGGUCUCCCAUAAACAGAUGACACAACUUAUUCUGUUCUCUCUCCUCCAUCAGAAACAGCCUGCGAGAGCCAUUUAUGAUUUUAAGGCACAAACAGCUAAGGAGCUGUCAUUUAAGAAGGGUGAUGCAGUCAACAUCAUCCGGCAGAUAGACAACAACUGGUAUGAAGGAGAGCACCGCGGGCGGGUUGGGAUAUUACCCAUUUCAUAUGUAGAAAAGAUGCCAUCCUCAGAGAGGCAGCAGCCGAUUCGUCCUCCUCCGCCAGCACAUGUCAGAGAGAUCGGAGAGGCAGUAGCUCGCUACAACUUCAACGCUGAUACUAACGUGGAGCUGUCUCUCAGAAAGGGCGAGAGAAUAAUUGUGAUAAGGCAGGUGGACCAGAACUGGUACGAGGGGAAGAUCCCAGACACAACCAAACAGGGCAUCUUUCCUGUGUCCUACGUUGACAUCAUCAAGCGCUCCCCAGCCAAGAGCUCCGCCCACCACAUAGAUCCACAUGGUUACCCGAGCAGCAGGACACCAAGUUCUACACCUGUCAAGCCUUUCUACCAUCUACCUCCAUCCUCCACUAUCCGUGACCCCCUGUCCCCUCAGCCCUCCCUGAGGAGGCCUGACUUGCAAGCUGUCACCAGCGAGUGGCUGUCCCUCACAAUGGAUCCAUCAGCGUCCACUCCAGCUCACUCCCUCACAACCACCCCUAUACCACCCACACCUCCCCCUCUCCCCGCUGACCUUACACCUUUCCUAAAGGCUCAGGAGUCGAAGCCACCGUCACCUGCGCCAUCCCAAAGAGGCUUUGCCCUGCCACCUCAGAGGUUUUCUGUAACUCCUCCCUUUAAAGAAGGGAGACUUGGUUUAGGUCACACCCCUGUUACCCUACCUUUCUCACAACCAGCACCACUACCACCUCCUCCACCUCCACCUCCUCCUCCUCCUCCUCCUCCUCCUCCUCCACCCCCUCUUCCUCAUUCUGCAUUUACCUCUCCACUGCCUGACUUUUCACUGCGAUACAACAGUGGCAAAGCUCCGCCAUUACACAUUUCUAAGCCAGAGAUUUUAUCCUGCACAGUGCCAGAGCCAAUAAAGUCACCCACACAAGUUCCUCUGCGGCACAAGUCAAAUGUGGAAGAUGUUACGCCACAAGCUAUAGACCCUUAUGACGAGCUGUUGUCCAUGAUUCUGGAUGGUUCUACCAGUACAGACGAUGCUGGCUUUUCAAGAUUGUCUCCAAUAGAUUCACCUCCACCUACACUAACCAGUGAAUCCCAGAGCAGGUUUAAACUAAACGAAAAAGAAGAAUCCCAUCAGCCAGCAGUGAAACCCCCAGCAGUUACUCCAGCCAGUGACUCGGCAGGCAGCGUUCGGAUAGAGAUGCCGUUUCACAAGCUUGUGACAAUGGAGCCACUUUCCAUCACUUGGGAGGGGCAGUCAAAAACUCUAAGUGAGCAACCGGUUGAGUCGCAGAGACCACCAUCGGUGAAAGGAAGGGGAUUUACUGAGUUGUUCAUUGAGGAAGAGGAUGAAGUUAGUGAGGACAAAGAGGACAUUAAAGGUUUAAAUGAGAGGCUCAGUCCACAGGCUGAUGUCUCUCCUUCUACUCUGACACGGCUUCCUCACCCCGGCCUCCCCUCACCCUCCACAGCACCACCUCUGACCUCCUUACCUCCUCUGUCCUCUUCUUUUACUUCUUCUUUUACUCCUUUGUCGUCGUCUGUCUCCCGGUCACAACAGCAGGAUCGUACCCCCAUCCCUCCCUCCAUCCCUCCCUCUCCACCUGUCUCCCCUCGGCCCCCAUCCCUUCCUCGCCUCAUGACAUCGUCGCUACCCGCAGUCUCUCUCUCUCCACCUGUCUCACCCCCUCCCCUCCACCCCUCUUCAGCUGUUCCCUCACAGCGCCCUGUCUCUCACCCUCCAAGCUCUCCCUGUCUUCCUCCUGUCACAUCCUGCACUGGCACAGAGUCGCCUAUUCCUCUUCCUGCUCUGACUCCCCAUAAACCUGCCUCUCCUCCCCUCGCCACUCCACGCUCUCCCCCCACUAUCCCCGCUGUACCCCAUCCAGGACAUAGGUCCCCCAAGGUGAAGGAUCCAGUUGUUGGUGGUAAACCUCCUCGUAGCCCCAUCUUGACUCGGAGGUCCUAUCUGUCCCCCAUUAGAGGUCGAAGGCGAUUAGUACAGGAUGCACUCCAUGGCGGAGGAGACCCGUACCAGGCCGUGUACAACUAUCUGCCUCGCAACGAGGAUGAGCUGGAGCUGAAGGAGGGCGACAUUGUAGAUGUGAUGGAAAAGUGUGAUGAUGGCUGGUUUGUUGGGACCUCUCGAAGGAGCAAGUUGUUUGGAACCUUCCCAGGAAACUACGUGAAGCAGCUAUAAUGAUGAUUCCAGACUCCCUCCCCUCUGGCCCCGCCCCUUCCUGUGACACGUUCAUCGCCCUCAGCACAGCACCCGCAGGACACCACAUACCAACACUGGUCCCCCAAGACCUGUUGCACAUUUCUGUGUUUGCGUGUUAUGUGUGGCUGGUCAGCUUCACACAGACAGAACAUUUAGCUCUAACUAGCCAUCUUUAAAGGAAGACUUCUAUAAAAUAAUGUUGUUUUUUUAAUCUUAUCUUUUUAUCCUUAUUUUUCUAUCAUGGAGAACCCAAACUUUGUGCUCCAGUCAGUGACCUUUAACUUUUGACUGUGAUAGAAGGAUGUGAAAGGAACUUUGCAAACAGUCAAAGAUAGAAAACAGGGCACGGCAGCGAUGCUUUUCUUCCUGUUAAAGGGCAGUAAGAUCACUUUUUUUAAUUUUCCCGCAGUAUCUCAAACAUAAAAACACUUGUUACAUUUCAUUUCAGUGUUCACUAACAAAUAUCCCCAAAGACGUUACAGUGCAGAGAGUGUUGUAAACAGUAUUCUGUCAGCAGGUCUGUUGUGUACAAGCUGUGUUGAAGGGAUUGCAGCCAUGCAGCUGAUAUUUCAGGUAAAAGGAUGUUAGAUCCACGCUUACAGGACUGUAAAGACUGUGCAUGUAUCAAUGUUAUGUGUCGCCCGAGGUGCUGAUUGGUUGAUAAGAAUUUGGGGAUAUGAAACACGAUCAUUAUGAAGCAAUCAUUUCAAAUAUCGCAAAUGAGGAAGUAGGAAAAAUAUCGGCACUGUUGCACUUGCUGUCUAAACCUAAUACAAUAGAUUUAAAGUUUAAGAUUAGAAAACACAAAAAUAUUUUGGACUUGUUGGUUCUUCAUCUUCACGCUAGGAUUAAUGCACUUUAAGGAAACUUUAACACAAUUUCUUGUGUUUUAUCUCAAAUGUCACUUCAGAUUUUACACACCAGGUGUUAAAGGUUCAGUGUGAAGGUUUUAGUGGCAUAUAAUGGCAGAAAUUGAACAUAAUAUAACAAUUAUGUUUUUUUUAGUGUAUAAUCACCUGAAAAUAAGAACAGUCGUGCCUCCAUGACCUGAGAAUGAGUCGUUUAUAGAGCCGUACGCAUGCCUCGUUUUGCGCCCUUAAAUUCAUUGUUUUCAAUGUUGACAAGCGCCUACGUUUCAGGGCGCAGUAGCUGUGCCCCAAGAUAAACCAAGUGUAACUUUUGGAACACAGCAGUGUGCAUGCCAGUCACAGCAGACAGAUACCUUUCCCUUCUUUCGUAAAUCUCAGUCUGUGGUAACUAUAGAAAAGUUGAUUAUUUUGGUGCAGGACUGCCAGAGCUUUUCAUCUGUCCCACGGACAGCGCCUGGAAGAAGAUCAGCUCUGCACUCAGUAUUUCAGGUUAAUAGGCUAUGAUAUGGUGCUUGUUGAGGUUGCUUGGCAACCGCAGACACAACAUGCUGGUGCACUCCUGAAAGCUGGCUCGAAAAAGGCACAAAAGAAGUGCCCAGGACCCAACCUCAAAUUUCCCAGGCGGUUAAAGACGCAGCAUGUGUACCGAUCCCGAUAUCUACAUAGGGAGCGGGUUCUCAUCCACGGGGAUGGCUCUGUUACACCGCCAUGUUUCUACAGUGGCCCAGAAUGGACAAACUAAACACUGGCUCUAGAUAGGGUCGUUCCCGUUCUUUAGAUUUUCGGCCAUUGUAGUUAGCAGCCCCUUUGUGACGAGCAGUGUUGGAAAAACACUAAUUGUUUUUAACGUGAAACUGCAUUAUUCGCUGUUUUUACCAGUUUUAAUCACCCGGUCCAUUUGUCUCGGAGAGGAGGAGACCUCUGCUGAUAAUUUAGCGCCUAAACAAUCAACACCAAAGGAAUCUUAACCGGGAGUUUACGCUUGGUACAUGGCAGAAGUUCAAUUUGUUAUAAUCUGCAGUCCUCACCACGAGAGACCACUAAAUCCUUCACACUGCUCCUUUAAAAUGUCUGUGGGCCUUUGCAGUAUAUUGGUCAUGUUUGAAAAGUGUAUGCAUAAAGGCUACCAACCUUUUAGGUAUUAUAUUUAUAAGAGGACAAGUGCUGGUUGAACUGUGUUAUGAGACGAUUUUAGAAAAGAUGGAACAACAGGAUGCUUUUCUAACAUCUUUGAACAGCAGCAAACCCACAUAUGAAGGACUAUUUUAUUGUAUCAGUGCCCAGAUCAGUGCUGAGUGACAACAGGACAGUUCAUGAUGGUGUCAUUAUGUUUUAUGUUGAAUUAUUUAAGUGAGACGCAGGAUGAGAUAGCGUUUUACGAAACAAAAACUCCAGUCACACAACUGCAGUUUUUCCACUAGAUUUCGGUGGCAUCUUCUAACCCUGUUGUCAGAGCUUGUGGGUCACUGUUUCAUGUAAUUAUAUACUAUUUGGAAUUAUCAUCAUCUUAGCUUGUCAUGCUCAGUGAAUAUAUUUUAUGUUUUUGUUUCUCAUUUUACGUGUUUCACAUAGGAUGGACACUGACAACAAAGCAAUUGUUAAAGCACCUUAAGAUAUAUUUUGUUUUAUCAUUCAUUGUCCUUCACGUCACCCCCCUGUCAUCCACUAUCUCAGCUGGUGUGACAACACUCCGUGUGUGUGUGUGUGCGUGUGUGUGUGUCUGUGGUGUUUUUGUAAGCCUUUUGUAUGAGAGCUGUAAAAUGGCCAACAUCCACAUGCUUUAUAAAGUCAGCUUUUUCUCACCCACCAUCA
Molecule: messenger RNA, 9528 nt
Organism: Epinephelus lanceolatus (giant grouper)
Lineage: Eukaryota; Metazoa; Chordata; Actinopteri; Perciformes; Serranidae
Gene: sorbs2a
Product: sorbin and SH3 domain containing 2a
Cellular component (GO): plasma membrane
Molecular function (GO): protein binding
Source: RefSeq, a predicted model, not a curated record